CAUCUUAGGUUCAUAUAAAAGCACUACAAACCCAAAACCCUAAUUUUUCUUCUGUCAGAUCUUCGCAGCUCAGGCUCGUCUAGAGGUUAUGGCUCCAAAACAGCCACAUACUGGUCUCUUUGUAGGGUUAAACAAAGGUCAUGUUGUGACCAAGAAAGAAUUGCCUCCACGCCCAUCCGUUCGUAAAGGGAAAACUAGCAAAAGGGUCCACUUUGUGAGGAAUGUAAUCAGAGAAGUUGCUGGUUUUGCGCCAUACGAGAAGAGGAUUACUGAGCUUCUGAAAGUCGGAAAGGACAAGCGAGCAUUGAAGGUUGCCAAAAGAAAGUUGGGCACCCACAAGAGGGCAAAGAAGAAGCGUGAGGAGAUGUCUAGUGUUCUCCGCAAGAUGAGGGCCACUGGAGGUGGAGAAAAGAAGAAGUGAGCUGUGGACUUUUGACUUCAUUAUAGUUAGAAGAGUUUGUUUAGCGUAUGUUGUUUUUUCAUUACUGAAGGAACUUAGUUUGAUUUGAAUUAAAAAUGAGAUAUUGGAAGCAAUGCCUUUAAAACAUUUAUUCUGCUGUUGGCAUUUUCUGUUUGUUCAGAGAAAUAUUUAGUUACCUGUUUUCAAUUC
Molecule: messenger RNA, 610 nt
Organism: Pistacia vera
Lineage: Eukaryota; Viridiplantae; Streptophyta; Magnoliopsida; Sapindales; Anacardiaceae
Product: 60S ribosomal protein L36-3-like
Exons: 4
Coding region: 89-421 (110 amino acids)
Biological process (GO): cytoplasmic translation
Cellular component (GO): cytosolic large ribosomal subunit; ribosome
Molecular function (GO): structural constituent of ribosome
Source: RefSeq, a predicted model, not a curated record